Messenger RNA from Diaporthe citri, 1080 nucleotides. RefSeq lists its product as uncharacterized. Gene Ontology annotation, biological process: N-acylphosphatidylethanolamine metabolic process; N-acylethanolamine metabolic process. Gene Ontology annotation, molecular function: zinc ion binding; N-acylphosphatidylethanolamine-specific phospholipase D activity. The transcript is spliced from 2 exons. The record is from RefSeq and is a predicted model, not a curated record. NCBI's taxonomy places the organism in Eukaryota, Fungi, Ascomycota, Sordariomycetes, Diaporthales, Diaporthaceae. Gene Ontology annotation, cellular component: cytoplasm; membrane-bounded organelle. The coding region runs from base 1 to 1080 and encodes 359 amino acids.
AUGACAUCCUACACUUGCACCGUGUCAGUGCAGGCCGGCGAAGCCCCCGAAGAUGCCAAAGCACACCAUGUCAAAGACAAGUCUGGACGCCUAGCCUCUUUCGAGAACCCAAAUCCAUCAUAUGGUAUGUUCAGGGACCUAUCAUUGAUCCAAGGGCUUUCCAUGUUCCUCCGCAAUCGCAUAUCAGGCAAAUUACCAGUGCCGGAAACGUCAAACGCCAAAAUCCCAACCGUCAAGCCAACCUUUGCUACCUCCCGCGGCGGUGGCACCAACCUCCGCGCGACCUGGGUGGGCCAUGCGUCCUACCUCGUCGAGUUUCCAUCAGGCUUCCGUGCGCUCUUCGACCCGGUCUUCGAGGAGCGUUACGGUGCGUUGGCGCCCAAACGCUUCACGCCCGCCGCCUGCAUGCCCGGCGAUAUUCCGGAGCUUGACGCCGUCUUCAUCAGCCACAACCACCACGACCACCUCUCGGCCCCGAGCGUGAAGGAACUCGCCACCAGGUUUCCCGGCCUGCAUUUCUUCGUCGGCCGUGGUUUGGCUAAGUGGUUCCGGGACAGCGGCAUCACCGCGGUGACGGAGAUGGACUGGUGGGAGGACGCCGAGGUGACGCUGCAGAAAAUCCCAGGGUCAAAAGCAGGCCCCGGCAGCAAUGGAGGUGCUGACGCACCGGAGGAAAUUAGGGCAGCAGUGUCGUGCCUACCGUCCCAACAUGGAUCCCUGAGGUCCGGUUUCGACUACGGACAAUCGCUCUGGGCGUCCUGGGCGGUCAAGUCAGGAGGCAAAUCCAUAUGGUUCGCCGGUGACACAGGAUACCGGUGUGUGCCUGAGGGCAUGGAGGAGCUUGGUCCAGGCUUCGACAAGCUGCCCCGAAACCCUCAGUUCUCUCAGAUCGGCGACCUGCGCGGACCGUUUGAUACGAAGUGCAAGAGGGCCAUGGCCAUGCAUUGGGGUGCCUUCGCCUUGACGAGCGAGCCUGUGGAAGAGCCGCCGGCGAAGCUUAAGCAGGCCUUGGAGAUUAAGGGUCUGGCCCCGACAGGACUUUUUGAUGUGUGUGCUGUGGGAGAGAGCCGGGAGUUUUGA